AUGGAAGAAAAUCAGGGAGUGAAGCUCUUGGGAUUUUGGGUGAGCCCAUAUGUUCUAAGAGUGAAGUGGGCACUGAAACUGAAGGGGAUAGAGUAUGAAUACAUUGAAGAAGACGUAUUCAACAAGAGCCCUUUACUUUUGAAGCUGAAUCCUGUUAAGGGACAAGUUCCUGUGCUAGUUCAUGAUGGAAAACCAAUACCAGAGUCAAUUGUAAUCCUGGAAUAUAUUGAUGAAGUGUGGAAACAUAGUCCUUUGUUGCCUCAAGAUCCUUAUGAAAGAGCCAAUUCUCGUUUCUGGGCUAAAUUUGCUGCAGAAAAGCUUCAAGCAUAUGCAUGGGAAGCUCUAUGUUCAAGAGGUGAAGACCACGAAAGAGCCAUAAAAGCAUCUAUGGAGGCCUUGGAGAAGAUGGAAAAGGAGCUAAAUGGGAAAAAGUUUUUUGGAGGAGAUAAAAUUGGUUUUGUAGACCUUGUGGCUGGCUUCAUUUCUUACCAACUCCCCGUGUACGAGGAAAUUGUUUCGAUGAAAAUUCUUGACUCGUCAAAAUUCCCAGCUAUCACAAACUGGAUCAAUAAUUUUCUCAACCACCCUCUGAUUAAGGAAGAGUUGCCACCAAAGCAUAAGAUGCUUGCUUACUUUUCCAACCGACGCAACGUUAUACUGGUUCAGAAUUCAUCAAACAAGUGAUCAAGAACUAAAACAUGUAGGGAAUGAUAAUUUUAUGUCCUAAUAAUGUUUUCCUCUUGAUCAGUAUGUACAAUGUGCAUUUUUGCUUUCAUUUGCCUUGGAAACUCUAUGUUCUGAUAUAUUGUAUCUACUUGAUA
Molecule: messenger RNA, 821 nt
Organism: Coffea eugenioides
Lineage: Eukaryota; Viridiplantae; Streptophyta; Magnoliopsida; Gentianales; Rubiaceae
Product: glutathione transferase GST 23-like
Exons: 2
Coding region: 1-684 (227 amino acids)
Biological process (GO): glutathione metabolic process
Cellular component (GO): cytoplasm
Molecular function (GO): glutathione transferase activity
Source: RefSeq, a predicted model, not a curated record